Oryza brachyantha (malo sina) is the source of this 1798-nucleotide messenger RNA. RefSeq names its product ubiquinone biosynthesis monooxygenase COQ6, mitochondrial. Gene Ontology annotation, biological process: carotene biosynthetic process; ubiquinone biosynthetic process; xanthophyll biosynthetic process. The record is from RefSeq and is a predicted model, not a curated record. Bases 84 to 1664 code for a protein of 526 amino acids. The transcript is spliced from 10 exons. Gene Ontology annotation, cellular component: mitochondrion. Gene Ontology annotation, molecular function: oxidoreductase activity, acting on paired donors, with incorporation or reduction of molecular oxygen, NAD(P)H as one donor, and incorporation of one atom of oxygen; 2-octaprenyl-6-methoxyphenol hydroxylase activity; FAD binding. Lineage: Eukaryota; Viridiplantae; Streptophyta; Magnoliopsida; Poales; Poaceae.
UACGGGCGUCGUGUCGCGGAGAAGAGCCACUAGCCAAACCCGGCGACGGCACACAGGUUUGGGAGCUCUCUCCGCCGUCGCCGAUGCCGCCGGCGCGCGCCUCCGCCUUCUCCGCCCUGCUCUCCAGAAGAUGCUUCCCGGCGGCGAAUCGGAUCCGGCCGCUGGUCAGGGCCUUCUGCGGCGCGCCGACUUCGCUCAAGGAUGCGGCUGCCGGGGUGGCUGGCUCGCAGGAUCAGUCGGAGAAGUUUGGCGAUGUGAAAGCUAGACCCGAUGAACUCGACAUUGCUAUCGUUGGUGGAGGCAUGGUGGGCUUGGCUGUUGCUUGUGCAUUAUCCAAUAUGCCAUUGACUAAGCAUCUGAGAGUUGGCAUCAUUGAUAGCAACCCUGCACUAAAAUCAAGAAAUUAUCUGAAGAAAGAUGGCAUACCUGAUUCAAGGGUCAGUACUAUUACUCCUGCAACCAUGUCCUUCUUCAGAGAUAUUGGCGCAUGGGAGCAUGUUCAACAGCAAAGACACGCUUUCUUUGGUAAAAUGCAGGUAUGGGAUUACACUGGACUGGGUUACACAAGGUAUAGUGCAAGAGACGUGGCAAAAGAAUAUCUUGGAUGCGUGGUGGAGAACAAGGUGCUUUGCAACUCACUGUUGUUACGGUUACAGGAGGAAAACAGAGACAUUGAAAAGAUGAUCUACCCUACCAGACUUGUUUCUCUUGCUUUACCAUCAAAGAGCAGGCAAGUGCCAACAAGUGAAGCAACAUCCAGUGGUUACACUUCGGGAGAAUUACAUCGCAGUAAUUUAGUUAAACUUGAGCUAAGUGAUGGACAAACCUUAUAUUCAAAACUUGUGGUAGGAGCUGAUGGUUCCAAGUCCAAUGUAAGGCAAGCAGCAGGCAUAAAAACAACCGGCUGGAAUUACUCUCAAAGUGCAAUUAUCUGUACAGUUGAGCAUAUUACUGAAAACGAUUGUGCAUGGCAAAGGUUUCUUCCUUCUGGACCAAUCGCUCUACUUCCGAUAGGUGACAACUUCAGCAAUAUUGUGUGGACAAUGAGCCCAGAGGAGUCGUUACGCCAUAAGUCAAUGAGCCCUGAAGAUUUUGUGAAGUCUGUGAACAAUGCAUUAGAUUUUGGUUAUGGUCCACAUCCACGUUCCAGUAGUCUUGACUUUUACAUGGAAAAGUUAUUUUCUGACGUUGGAAGUACGGCUGCAUCUACAAAGGAAUGCUUUGAAGUGCCCCCAAAAGCAAUUGGAGUAGUCUCUGAGAGAAUGGCAUUUCCGUUGUCGCUGAAGCACUCACAUGAUUAUGUUUCGAAAAGGUUAGCACUAGUUGGUGAUGCUGCUCAUACAGUCCAUCCCUUAGCUGGGCAAGGUGUCAACUUAGGUUUUGGAGAUGCAGCUACUUUAGCAAAAGUUAUCGUUGAUGGAGUUUCUGUGGGUGCUGAUUUUGGGGAUAUUUCUUUGCUGAAAAGGUAUGAGAACGAUCGGAAAGCAGCAAAUAUUGCAAUGGCAGCGGUACUAGAUGGUUUCCAGAAGAUCUACUCUGUUGAUUUUGGACCCCUCAAUGUGCUUAGGGCUGCAGCGUUUCAUGGUGCCCAGUACAUAUCACCACUGAAGAAGAACAUAAUCUCUUAUGCAAUGGGCGACACGAAAUGGCCGCUGUUACUGUAAUGCACAAGUAGCGUUCUGAACUUCUAAAUCAUGGUAGUGAGUCAGAGACGCCUUACCUGACUUUGUAAAGACGCAAUAUAACCAGAAAUAAUCAAUAGAGAAAUAAAUUGAAUCUCCUGAUGUUCUAGGAUUAU